Molecule: messenger RNA, 2126 nt
Organism: Abrus precatorius (Indian licorice)
Lineage: Eukaryota; Viridiplantae; Streptophyta; Magnoliopsida; Fabales; Fabaceae
Product: zinc finger protein ZAT1-like
Exons: 1
Coding region: 524-1801 (425 amino acids)
Molecular function (GO): DNA-binding transcription factor activity
Source: RefSeq, a predicted model, not a curated record
GCAAGGUAGCAUCUCUACUUCUUCUUACCCAGCUUUUUCCUCAAUCCAUUUUUUCGACUUUUAAUUCUUAAGAGCUUUUCUUCCUUUCUCAUUUCUUUCAACCAUUUGUGAAUCUUCAGUUUCGAUAACCCCAAUGGAUCAAGUCAAUUUCCUUGGUGGAGAAAAUCCGAAUUCCUAGAUUAUCUUAUUUUCUUUGCGUUUUACCAAAAACAGAAGUGACUCAGUAUUAUUUUCUCGGUGCAUAAGCUACACAACCUUUGAUCUGACCCCGGCCCUUGUUUCAAUUUCAUCUUCAUCAUGUGUCUAUGAUUACCACACCCUUUAGUGUCUUUUUCCUUAUUUUCUAGAUAUGUGCAAGUAAGUGCACUCUCACCAUUAAUCACCCAACAAAAGAAGACUAAUUUCUAGUUCCGUGGAAGAAGACCAAGAGGCUCAGAAUUAUAAUAGCCAUUUGGAAAAUCAAGGGUCUUUGGCUAGUGGUGACACCAAACAAAGAGAUGGGUCAGAGGGAUUAAAGAAGAAGAUGAAGAAGGGUCCUGGUGCUGGUGUUAGUGCAGGUCUUGACAACAAUGAGCAUCAUUCUUGGAUGUGCCAUAUCUGCAACAAAGGUUUCAGCUCAGGUAAAGCACUGGGAGGACACAUGAGGAUACACAACAUCUCUAGAAAGCAAGUUCAUAAGGCCAAACAAGGCACUACUAGUGCUGCAAAAACCAAAGCCAAGACAUGGGUCUUGAUGAGUGGCAACCCCACUUGUUACCUUUGCAGAAAGAGCUUCUCUUCCAUGAAGUCCUUAUUUGCACACAUGCGUUCUCACCCUCAAAGGUUGAGGAAGGUUUUUCAACCUCACAAUAACACCCCUAAGAAUGUUGCAUCCUCCAAUUCCACAUCUUCCUCAACUCUAUCUGAUGAUUCUGCUGUUGAUCUCUCUCAAGCUUUGUGGGGUUGGUCUGUGACUGCCAAGAGAGGCCGCAGAAGCCUCUCUUGUGGCACUGUAAAUUCCGGCUUAGAGCAUCAUGGGAUUGAACAACGUAUGCAAGAGGCAGUGUAUGAGCUCAUGUUGCUGGCAAGUGGGAACCCCAAGAGGGGGGAAAAGGUGGCUGGUGAUAAUAAGGUUGAGCUUUCACCAGUUUCACUCAGCAAGAAACUCAAGGUUGAAGCCAAGUCAUUGAACAAGAUGGGUUUUGAAGAAGAGUUGUUAAAGUCAAGCUUUGGAAAUUGUGAUGGCAGCACUGAUAUGAAGAACAAGAACAGGAAAAGGAAGAGAGAGACAAAGAGAAUGGAAUUAACUGAACUGAAAACAGCUGAGGAGGACAAGAAGUUGGUUAGAAGCAGAAUAAGCAAUGCAACUUUCCCAAGUAACAUUGCUUUGGAGGGUCAUCUAUCCAACCAUAAAAAUUCCAAGAACAUUCAAAUCAUGGAUGAAUUGGAAACAGAUGGUGUGUCAGCCACAGAGGAAGAGGAGGAGACAGCUAUGCAAGUGGAUGAAACAGGAACUGCUGUUGGGUGUUGUACUGUGGAAUCCAUGACGGGGCAUCAGUGUAAAAUUUUCAACAAGACUUUAUCAAUGGGUCAAGUCUCUGGGGACCACAAAAGAUCUCAUUGGACUGGCAUGGCAGAAGCUCAUUCAGCUCAAGCAACUUCACCUGUGGAAGAUGGUCAGAAUUGUUCAAAUAUUUUGAGUUUUGAUCUUAAUCAGUAUCCAGCUAUGGAUGACGAAGUGGGUGUUCAAUCAGACUUGUCUAUUCCUUCCAAUAUUAUGACAUCAUCCAGUUAUGGUUCCUCUUCCCAAAAUUCCUACUAAUUAUUGUCCUAAAAAUUUGGUCCUUCAUGAUUACAGGGUAUGGGUAUGAAUUCUGUUAACAAUGAUCAGUGCUCUGCGGAGCUAGUUUUGGCUUCAGAUUGUUCAAAUGGGUUAGUGCUUUUUGUCUUGGCUUCCUGUGGUGAAACACAGUGAUGAAUGAGGAACCAUCUUAGUUGUUUCCUAUGUUUUGGGUAGGGUCAUGGGCUCUCGUCUUCUUUUGUUUUCUGUCUUCAUGUGAAGGAUGAUGUGUCCAGCAAGCUUGCUGUGAAGGAAAGAUCCGAAAGGGCCUUUGUGUAGGUUUAAUUGGGAUAUAAAUGUGAUACCC